AUGCCGUUUCCAACGGCGCAGCAGGUCCUGCCGGUCCUGCCGAAGCCGCAAAAUGGACCGGGUCGAAAUGGACCCGCUUUGUCGGCGAUCGAAGACAAGGAAAUGAAGAAAAAGCUGAGGAACAGAGAAUCUGCUCUUGCAGCGCGAGAACGAAAGAAGCAAAAGAUGCUAGAGCUCGAAAGAAGAGUUGCUGAACUUUCCAGGAACAACUCAAUUCUCAAAAUGGAAAAUUGCGCUCUAAGGGGCACGCUCACGUCGGUUAUGCAAAAAUACGGCGCCCAAAAGUCCGAGAUCGAUGAAACCCUGAGGUUAACGGAGAACGUCACAAUUAAGAAGGAAGUGCUCGAGACCAAGCCGGUCAUCCAGAAACCCGCCGCUCCAAAGCGAAAAGCGGCCGUUCCAGUCGUCAUCAAGCAAGAAAUAGACGCUGGAUUCUCCGAGCCUUGCGAGUCCGAUCCACCGCCAAUCAAGCUGCCAAAAGUCACGCUUACGACUGGCACGCCAACAACUGCCACGACGACAGCGACAGUAAACGGUAAAGUCAUCCGCAAACAAGUGGUGCUGGCGUUCAAUCCCUUCAAACUCGGAACUGCGAAUAUAAAGCGCUGCCAAAUCGCGACUGCGGCACCAAAGACGACCACAAGCGAGCAGCCUAUUUCGAUUCAUCAAAGCAGCCACACUUUGAAUGGCCACAAUAGUCGAGUGCAGCCGGUGGCGCGAAGGAUGGAAAUGUCAAACGCUGGCUCGGGCGAGCAGCGGGUAAGUCCAGUCAUCGCCACCGCGCAAGUCAACCUGGACAAGCUCCAAGCGCAGGGCGCGCAGAUCCAAGCGCACAAAACAGCAACUCCGAACAACCAGCAGGUCAAACAAGAGCCCGACAAUCAGCCUCAGAUCUCCGCCGGCCACAACAAUCAGAACAACAACACCAACUUCAACAAGUUUGACGGGUCAGAUGUGGGAACGCCCGAGCACGCCUCCUCCCCUUCGACGAGCAGUGAAAGUGUCUACGUCUAUCAGCCGGUAUCUCCCCUGUGGUCUGCCUCCGGCUCGCCGGCGUCCGAUUCUGCCUAUUCCGGAUCUGGCUCUGAAACAACACCGAGCCACCGCUCCAAUUCCGGCAUUGGCUCUGAGCUAAGCCCGCUCAAGUCGCAGAGCUUCGAGCUUGAUCAGCUGUCGCAAGUAGACACGAUGGUUUCAAACGGCUCCUGGUACGAGCCUCCUCAACCUCAGAACACGCUUGAUCCGAUCAAUCAGUUGCUCAGCAGACGGAGCCCGGUCACAUGCAAUAGCCGCGAUAUGAACUCCCGGCCGGUGGUAUCUAUGGAGUCCUCCGUCGAGCAGAACUCGUCGCCGUGGCACAGCAUGCUCCACAAUGACACGAUCAUUUCUAACAACAGCCAACCUCCUCUCCAUCUUCAACAACAACAAACAAACAAUCACAAUCUCUCACAGCAUCAGACCAACAACCACCACAGUCAUGCCAACUCCCUAAACAACUCCCAACCAAAUCAAAAUCAUCACAACAACCAUAAUAGUCAAAAUCAAAAUAAUCAACUUUCGAGCCAACUUAACUCAUCACAAAACAGUGCAUCCGAUUUCUUCUCGAGUUCAGAAGUUCCAAGCUCGGAUUUGGAAUCGUCUCUUUUCCAAAACUCGCCCUUCUCCGACGAUUUUUCUGUGCUCUUCGGCCUUAGUUAA
This is a messenger RNA of Oikopleura dioica, 1698 nucleotides long. The record is from the annotation of a GenBank genome assembly. NCBI's taxonomy places the organism in Eukaryota, Metazoa, Chordata, Appendicularia, Copelata, Oikopleuridae.